Lactuca sativa (garden lettuce) is the source of this 2959-nucleotide messenger RNA. RefSeq names its product ARM repeat superfamily protein (gene ABH1). Gene Ontology annotation, biological process: mRNA export from nucleus; nuclear-transcribed mRNA catabolic process, nonsense-mediated decay. Gene Ontology annotation, cellular component: nuclear cap binding complex; nucleus. The record is from RefSeq and is a predicted model, not a curated record. Gene Ontology annotation, molecular function: mRNA binding; protein binding; RNA cap binding. Lineage: Eukaryota; Viridiplantae; Streptophyta; Magnoliopsida; Asterales; Asteraceae.
UAAACUCAAACUCGUACUGCGAGUCCAAAACCAUUGGGGGUUUGGCUGAUACCACUACUGGGCAGUGGGCACUGGGCACCCUUCCUUCGGGACAUACAUACAUACAUACAUAUACACAUAUCUACACCAACAAAAAGUUUCUUCCGCUUUGUGUAUUGGUUCGAGUGAAGCUAAUCUUUCGCUUGACGUCGGUGUUCUAUAUACUAGAAGAUAUGAGCAGCUGGAGGAGUUUGAUUUUGAGAAUCGGCGAGAAGUCCCCUGAAUAUGGCGGAACAAUCGACCACAAAGAUCACAUUGAUGCUUGCUUUGGUGCUGUUCGGCGGGAGCUUGAGCAUUCCGAAGACGAAAUUUUAACUUUUCUUCUUCAAUGUUCAGAGCAAUUGCCUCACAAAAUUCCUCUGUAUGGGACGCUGAUUGGGUUAUUGAACUUGGAAAAUGAGGACCUUGUCAAGAAAAUAUUGGAGACUACUCAAAAGAGUUUACAGGAUGCCCUUGACUCUGGAGAUUGCAACAAGAUCCGUAUAUCAAUGCGGUUUCUAACUGUUUUGAUGUGUAGCAAAGUGGUUCAACCAAGUUCACUAGUGGUGGUUUUUGAAACAUUAUUAUCUUGUGCUGCAACAAUAGUGGAUGAUGAGAAAGGAAACCCAUCUUGGCAAGCCCGUGCUGAUUUCUACAUAACCUGUAUUCUUUCAUGUCUUCCAUGGGGUGGAUCAGAACUUGUUGAGCAAAUUCCGGAAGAAAUUGAAAGAGUUAUGGUUGGUAUAGAAGCCUAUUUAAGCAUCAGAAGACGUGUUUCUGAUGUUGGUCUAUCCGUGUUUGAAAAUAUCAACAAAGAUAAACUUCAUGUUGAACAGGAUUUUGUGGAAGACUUGUGGGGUCGAAUCCAAGAUCUCUCCAAGAACAGCUGGAAACUUGAGAGUGUUCCAAGGCCACAUCUUUUAUAUGAAGCACAACUAGUUGCUGGAAAGUCUCAUGAUUUUGGAGCCAUCAGUUGUCCAGAGCAACCAGAUACCCCUGAGGCACUCACUGAAGUCAGUUUUGGUAGACAAAAACACGAGGCAGAAUUGAAAUAUCCUCAGAGGAUUCGCAGGCUAAAUAUAUUUUCUGCUAGCAAAACCGAGGAUGUACAACCUAUAGACCGCUUUGUAGUGGAAGAGUAUUUACUGGAUGUGCUCUUUUUCCUGAAUGGAUGUCGAAAGGAAUGUGCUGCAUGCAUGGUUGGCUUACCUGUCCCUUUCAGAUAUGAAUAUCUCAUGGCAGAGACUAUUUUUUCUCAGCUUCUUUUAUUGCCUCAGCCACCAUUCAAGCCCAUGUACUACACACUUGUGAUAAUAGACCUUUGUAAGUCUCUUCCAGGUGCCUUCCCUGCUGUUGUAGCUGGGGCUGUGCGUGCCCUUUUUGAUAGAAUAAGUGAGUUAGAUAUGGAGUGUAGGACACGCCUCAUCCUUUGGUUUUCACACCAUUUAUCAAACUUUCAAUUCAUUUGGCCAUGGGAAGAGUGGGCAUAUGUCUUGGAGCUUCCAAAAUGGGCCCCACAACGUGUAUUUGUCCAGGAAGUUCUCGAUAGGGAAGUCCGUUUAUCAUACUGGGAUAAAGUGAAACAGAGCAUUGAAAGUACUCCUGCUUUAGAGGAAUUACUACCACCAAAAGGUGGGCCUGACUUCAGAUACAGUUCAGAAGAUGAAGAUAAAACGGAAUAUAGCCUUUCAACAGAAGUGAAUGGUAUGGUAAAAGGAAGAAAAACUGCACGCGAUGUUAUUAUAUGGGUUGAAGAAAGUGUGAUCCCAGUGAAUGGAGUGGAAGUUGCAUUAAGAGUAGUUGUUCAGACACUUUUGGACAUCGGGUCAAAGAGUUUUACCCAUUUGAUUACGGUUUUGGAGAGAUAUGGACAAGUUAUUGCCAAAAUUUGUCCAAAUGAAGAAACACAAAUUAUGUUGAUAUCAGAAGUGGCUUCAUUUUGGAAAAACAGUGCUCAAACAACAGCCAUAACAAUCGACAGAAUGAUGGGUUAUCGCCUUAUUUCCAAUUUGGCCAUUGUCAAAUGGGUCUUCUCUCAGUCAAACCUCGACUUAUUUCACACCUCAGAUCGUUUGUGGGAGAUUCUGAGAAACGCGCUAAAUAAAACGUAUAAUCGGAUAUCUGAUUUAAGGAAAGAGAUUAUAAAUUUAAAAAAGAAUGUUGUAAAAGCGGAGCAAAGUGCAGCCAAGGCCAAAGCUGAGCUGGAUGCUGCAGAGACAAAGCUGAUGCUUGUGGAUGGUGAGCCUGUUGUUGGUGAAAACCCUGCAAGAAUGAAACGUUUGAAGUCAAAUGCUGCAACCACAAAAGAUGAUGAGCUCUCAAUUCGUGAAUCUCUAGAAUCCAAACAAGCUCUUUUUGCACGUGCUCUUGAAGAAAACCAGGCUUUGUUUAUGUCAUUGUAUAAAAAUUUUCGUGAUGUUUUGAUGGAACGACUUGAUGAUGCAUUUGGAGAGAAUGAGAAUCAUGAACAUCAAGCAAUGGCUGUUGAUGUUGAUGAAGAAGAUAAUGAGAAUCAGAAUCCUGCAAUGGAUAUGGAUAAAGAAAACGGGACCUCAAACUCAAAGAGAUAUACUACGAGUGAGAAACAAGAAUGGUGUUUGUCAACUUUGGGUUAUGUCAAGGCUUUUUCAAGGCAAUAUGCUUCUGAGAUAUGGCCACACAUGGAUAAGUUAGAGGAGGAAAUAGUAACAGAAACUGUUCAUCCUUUAUUCAAAAAAGCAGUUUAUUCCGGUUUGCGUGUACACAUUGAUGGCUGAUGAUUCUUGUUUUUUGUUUUUCCUUUUUUGGGUCAAACUUGUUUGUUAUACAGAUUUUGGUUGUACCAAAUUUAGUAUUUGAUUUAUGACAUGUUAUGUGGGAUUUGGUUGGGUUUGGUUGCUUCAACCACCACGUGGAAGUUGCCAUUUUUUUUUUAUGUUAUCUAUGAUGCAAUUUCUCACUA